AGAGAUUGAAAUAUAAAACAAUAAGUUUCCACACUAGGUUAGAGGUUUUCACUGUUCUUUUUUAGCUUGAGUAAUGGGAAAGUUUCUAGUUUUUUCCAUAUUGGUCCUUUGCACCAGUUCGUGGGCAGACGAUGUUUUCGAAUAUGAAGACUGUGGUGCAAGUGACAAAACCAUAUUCUUCGAAAGCCUAGAUGUAAGUCCACUUCCAGUGCCAUUCCCAGGUGUGGUGAAAACAAGUGGACGAAUUAUGGUCACUGAUACGAUUCCUGAUAAUGCUAUUGUGGACCUUAAGCUCACUCGGAUUAUUAAGUUUAUUACAGACAUCCCGAUUCCAUUGCCUUGCAUAUCUGGAUUUGGUUCAUGCAAAUACGACUUGUGCAAGUUAAUGCUGGGAAACAAGGAACGAAUUUGUGGAUAUUUCCCUGAAGGGGUUCCUUGUGAGUGUCCAAUUCUUCCCAACACGUACGAAGGUGAAGACGAGCCAAUGUCUCUCCCUGACGUGGGCUCCUUCUUGUCCAUGUUGGCAGCUGGACGGUACAAGGUUGAAGGAAGAAUUCGUGACGUAAACACUGACAAAGAACUCGGAUGUAUUAAGUUAAAAGCUACACUGACAUCAAGUGGUUUCCGCUAAGUGAACUUAAAACGACAACGAUGGAAGCAAAAAGUUUUUGUUGUUUUUUCGUUAUUUUUUAAAUUGACGAAAUGCUUUGCAAUAAAGUCAAUUUUUACGGAAAA
This is a messenger RNA of Limulus polyphemus (Atlantic horseshoe crab), 735 nucleotides long. RefSeq names its product ganglioside GM2 activator-like. Gene Ontology annotation, cellular component: cytoplasmic side of plasma membrane. The coding region runs from base 74 to 631 and encodes 185 amino acids. NCBI's taxonomy places the organism in Eukaryota, Metazoa, Arthropoda, Merostomata, Xiphosura, Limulidae. Gene Ontology annotation, molecular function: lipid carrier activity; enzyme activator activity. The record is from RefSeq and is a predicted model, not a curated record. Gene Ontology annotation, biological process: ganglioside catabolic process; lipid transport. The transcript has 4 exons.